AUGUCAAAAAGACCUCAAAUUCAUAUUUUUGUGGGAGCACCCAGUAUUCCAAGCUUGCUGGAAGUGUCAGAGCAAAGUAGUUCAGCACCAGCUGCUGAAAAGUGGAGAGAACUCCGCUGUUUUUGUGAUACACAUAGUCUUUUUUCUGAAAAAGUCAAAAGUGCUGACCAAUUAGUGUCUCGGGCAGAAAGCUCUAUAGUCACAGCAGUUCCUACAAAUGAUGACAGCUCUGAACAGGGAAGAUUAAUGGUAGCAAAAGAAUAUUUGACAUCUCAUGUGCCUGUAGCAGUAACUUGUACCAUCACACCUAAAAAGACUGAAAGUUUGAUUUAUUCUGAUUGUCAAAUAUCUACAGAUAGAUGCACUCAUGCAAAUGUAAAUCAGGCUGCAGAUCAACACCUUCCGCAAAAAUUUGCAGAAUCGGCUAGAAAAGAUACACAAUCACAUGGCUGUUGUUCAAACCUCACUGAAAGAAAAGCUAGUCAUUUAGAAGUUAACAGCUCUGACAUUUCUGAUUUGGUUGCCAGUACUAAGCAGAUUACCAUACAGCUAAGGUCUGUGGGACAAGAUGUUCAAUCAGAUUGUAGAAGUGAUCACCAUGAACAUUUAAGUCGAUAUCUGGAUAUGUGUUUCCCCCAAAAUCAAGAGUCAAAACCAAAAGGAGAACCAAGUGAUUGUUCAGACUUUGCAGUGUCAACAGAUACUGAAUUUCGUAGUAUAAUGACUUCAGGUCAGAUGGCUAUUUUUGCAUGGGAUCAGAAUGAGAUGCAGGAAAGAAUCAUAAAACUAUCAGAAACAGAAGCAGGCAAAACACCUGAAGAAAGGCAAUGUGAUCAUUUCCAAUUUUAUUCUGCUGUUGGAUCAUGUCUUAAUGUGGCUGGAAAUGAAUAUGAGGAAGAGUAUACAAGUUCCCUUGAACUUUUCAACUCUGAGGGCGAUGGGAAAAAUGUUUGCAUUGAAGCCACAAAACAAGAAGGAAGUGCUCAGGAAAAGACAGAAAAGUCUCAAGAACUUAAAGUUCCUGAUGAGCAAUUUUUAGAUGAAAUCCAUAUCGAACCAUUAAGCUCAGGAAUAUUGUGCUCUCAAGUAGAGAGUUGUCAUAAGAGCUCUUCUGAAAGAGCCCACAACUGUGAAGAUUCCUUUCAUAUUUUUCCCUCAGCAUUUAACAGACAGCUGAAAUCAAAGAGGACUAAACUGAAUUCUUCUCCAGCUGGUCUUGGGAUGAGAGUAGAUGAUGAGAGGAUGACAGAGUUCAAGAAACUUCAAAAGAAACUAUCACCACUUAAGAACUGCUGCUGCAAAAAUCAAAAGUACAAUGUUUUGGUCACAGUAGUACAUCCUUGUCAUGUCAAAGAAAUACAGGUGAAGACUAGACUAAAAUCUUCAUGUAAAGUUCCUGUAGCAACAAUUGCAGUUAUUGACCAGUCAGAAAUUGAGAGAAAGGUGGUGCUGUGGCGUGGUGCUGCAUUUUGGUCACUCACUGUGUUUCCUGGGGAUAUUGUACUGCUUACAGAUAUAAUAGUGUACGAGAAUCUCUGGUGUGGAGAAAUCAUGCUGCAGUCUACAUUUACCAGUCAGUUAUUGAAUCUGGGGAACUGCUCGGCUCUCAAUCCAGAAGAAUUUUAUCCUAUAGUGGAUGGUGGUGUUCUCCAUGGCUUAUUGGCAUACAUAUCAUCAGAAUUUCCCUACUUUGGAAACAUUCCACGAAGAAAAGUUCAGAGACUGGACAGUGUUCAAUACAUGCAGCUUGACCAGCUCCAGCCAAAUACAUUGGUUCACGCCAUCUUGAAAAUUAUCAACAUUGUUGUAUUAACAGAAUCUGUAUACAGCUACAGAGGUGGCAACCAAAGAAAAAUUAUUCUAACAGUAGAACAGAACAGAGAUCAACGCUAUAGGAUGGUGCUGUGGGGAGCAGGGGCUGCCUGGUGCCCUCAACUUCAAAGGAGAAAAGAUCACAUAUGGGACUUUAAAUAUCUGCUGGUCCAACAUAGUUCUGUCUCAGGUGACUUUGAACUGCACACAACUCCAUGGUCAUCCUAUGAGUGCUUGUUUGAUGAUGAUAAAAGGGCAAUUGAAUUUAAAGAAAAGUUUCAGAAAAGCAAAACAUCCCUCAUGCAGAUGACAAAGCUCUCAGCACAUUUGGAGGAAAAAUGCUCAGGAGUGGUUCAAGUGAAAGCUCGUGUCUUAGAACUGAAGUUUACCAUUUCAACUGGUCAAUACAAACAACUUGUCUUCCGUGCUGACACUUCACUGGAGUAUGUUUUGGCUUCUCUGCCUAUGAUUACGUAUUCAGGGUGUGCUAAAUGUGGUUUGGAACUACAGGCAGAUGAGAACAUGAUCUACAAGCAAUGUAUUAGAUGUUUGCCGUACAACAAAGUAAAAACAUUCUACAGACCCGCUUUGAUGACAGUAGAAGAUGGAGGACAUGAAAUUUAUGUUCAUGUGGUGUCUGAGUUAAUGGAAAAAAUCUUCCUCAAUAUUCCUGCAGACUGGUUGAACAGAUUAGUAGUGCCCUCUUCAGAUAUAACAUACAGCAUAAUAGUAGCAGAUCUGUGUCAUUUGCUGCUGGCAGAUACAGAAGCAUCCUAUUUGUUGGAAAUUAGGAGCCAUUUUGUGCUAGAUGAAAACAGCUAUCCUUUGCAAAAGGAUUUCCAUCUGCUAAACUUUCAUCUUGAUCUUUGA
This is a messenger RNA of Balearica regulorum gibbericeps (East African grey crowned-crane), 2682 nucleotides long. RefSeq names its product shieldin complex subunit 2 (gene SHLD2). Gene Ontology annotation, biological process: regulation of double-strand break repair via homologous recombination. Gene Ontology annotation, cellular component: nucleus; site of double-strand break. The record is from RefSeq and is a predicted model, not a curated record. NCBI's taxonomy places the organism in Eukaryota, Metazoa, Chordata, Aves, Gruiformes, Gruidae.